CAGGGACAAAGUACUACUUUUAUUGUUAUCGAACAAACCAAGGGGAGCUAAUGGCGACUGCCGUGUCCGCUGACUCCGCGGUGGCUGCGAGCUUCUCGGAGCUCAAUGCUGCACUCAAGCGCGAGAACUACACCCGCGCUGUGGACAUUUGCAACAAGAGUGCGUCGGUGUUGACGUCGUCAAAUAGAAGGGGGAGACUGCGUAUCUGACCUCCGUUAAUGUAUGCACGCAGUUCGUUCCAAGUUUCCUGACGACGUAGACGCCGUCAAGGUCAAGUGUGUGGCACUCAUUCGUCUAGAGAAGUUCGACAAGGCCUUGGAAUUGGCCGUGAAAUAUGACUUUUUGAACACGGAGAAGGCCUAUUGCCUCUACCGCCUCAAGCAGGACGAUGAAGCGCUGAAACUUCUGGAGGGAGGAGACCUGGAGGCACUGAGUACUGCGCAACUGCACCUGGCGGCGCAACUGCACUUUCGCCAGGGAAAUUACAACCAGAGUAUCUGCAUCUACGAGCUGCUGCUCUCGCGAGCCCAGGAAGGUGACGACCUAUUGGAGCUGCAGACCAACCUGCUCGCGGCGUAUGCGAGUGCGGGUAGAAGCCAAGAGCUGAAGGAUCGCGAGAUUCCUAUUGAUGAUGGUUUCGAGGUGGCUUUCAACAAGUCGUUUGUGGCUAUCCAGUCGGGCGACUGGGGGGCGGCGGAGGAGCUCUUGCUGAUUGCUGAACGCUUGUGCCGCGAUACAUUUGAGGCCGAGGGUGCUUCGGAAGCCGAGAUUGAAGAGGAAGUGGCUGUCAUUAAGACGCAGCAGGCAUUUGUGAAGCAGAUGCGCGGCGAUCUGGACGGUGCGCUCUCGGACUACCGCAACGUGCUCAAGCUGAAGCUGCGUAACCGUGCAGUGGAUGCUGUGGCAUCGAACAACAUCGUGACGAUCCGCAAGGACCGCGACGUGUUGGACUCGUUCAAGCGAUUGAAGAACAUCGAUGCGUCCGUGCUGUCUGAUAAGCUGAGCCCGGCUCAGCAGGAGGCCAUCCUCACAAACCGCGCGCUGCUGCUUUGCCUCUUGAACAAGACGGAGGAGUGCCGCGAAAGCUUGGAAGUGUUGAAGAAGCAGUUUCCCUCGUCGAAGUCAAUUGCUGACAUUGUGGUCCUGCUCGCCAUCAAGGACCAGUCAGCUGCUGGUGCGAUCGAGCAGCUCCAGGGUGAUGUGAGCGUGGGUGGUUGUCUCGGUCUCGCACACGUCUACUUGACCGAAGGACAGGUGCUGAAGGCUGCCGAGUGCAUUCGCUCGAUUGAACAGCUGGCGCACUCCCCCGGUACGGUGGCUACCCUUGUCGCCCUCUACGAGCAGGCAGGCGACUCAGCGUCGGCUCAAGCUGUGCUGGAAAGCGCGCUGGCACACCACAAGGCUGGUGACUACACGUCCGAGCAGGCUAUGAAGAUUCGUGAGGGUGACUGCUGGUACAAGAUUCAGAAGAAGCAGUACCGCGAGGCUGCCGACGCUUACUUGGAGCUGCUUGAAGGCGAGACCGCUGGUGCUUUGGACCGUGAUCUACGCCUGCGUUCGAUGGCCUCACUGGUUGUCGCGCUGUCGUUCUGUGACGCUGAAGCGGCUGAGGCUCGAUGCGCUAUGCUUCCCGCUGUUGAGGAGAGUGGUGUUGACCCCAGUGAGUUGGAGAAGCAGGUUCCGCGCUCGACCCGUUUGGCUGCCAAGUUCGCAGACACUGGCGACAAGAAGAACGAACGCAAGCGCGCCGCCAAGAGCCCAGAGGCUAUUGCCCGUAAGCGUGCGAGGCGUAGGGAGGCGCAUCUGGCCAACCUGCGCGCUCGUCCGGACUACAACGCGUCUAUUGGACUGGUGAACCCGGACCCGGAGCGCUGGAUUCCGCGCAAGCAGCGCUCGCACGGCAAGCGUGGACGUCGUGGCCGCAACCGCUUUGUCGGCGCUCAGGGAGCCGGUAUGGGCACGGAGAAGGACGCUCUCAAGCUGGAUGCAGCCGCUCGUGCUGCGCGCAAGGCCGAGUCGGACAAGCCUGCAGCCGUCGUGGUGUCUAGCGGCUCUGGCAUUCGCAAGUCCAAGAAGAAGAAACGCAGAUAGAGGGAGCGCAGGACCCUAGAAACAGUCGCUGACCAAGGCGCAGUGGCUUGAAGAGUAGACGAACUACCUCGUCACCAAUAAGAGACAAAAGUUGGUCUUGUCCUGCAGCUUUCUGUCUGUGAAUCGUCUAGUGUUUGUGCUGUUUAUCACCCUCCUACUCGUGUUGCUUUACUACAUCUAUCCAGCGUCACUGUGCCUGUAAGUUCCAUCCACACGUACGUACUGGCUGCAAAGGAGGCGGCGACGCUGGUCCCAAUGAGUCGGAAGUAGCCGCACUGUCUAGACUGUGGUGAAGCUAGGCGCCUUCUCACGCAGAUAGAAGAGUUUUGCACGACGCACGCGCUUCUUGCCUCUGUGGAUAAACGCCUCCUGCAGCACCUUGACGCUCUGGAGCAGCGGCGAGUGCAGGAAGAUCUUCUGCUCGUAACCGUAGCCACCGAUGUGCUGUUACCAACAAUAUAAACCAGUCAGUACCUCAGUAUCAACACUUCACACAGA
Molecule: messenger RNA, 2589 nt
Organism: Phytophthora nicotianae INRA-310
Lineage: Eukaryota; Oomycota; Peronosporomycetes; Peronosporales; Peronosporaceae
Exons: 11
Coding region: 223-2091 (622 amino acids)
Biological process (GO): SRP-dependent cotranslational protein targeting to membrane
Cellular component (GO): signal recognition particle, endoplasmic reticulum targeting
Molecular function (GO): ribosome binding; protein binding; 7S RNA binding
Source: RefSeq, a predicted model, not a curated record